CAGAUGGUACAGUUCCCUUCUGCCCUAUUGAGUGGCACCUCGCAAGCCCCCUUCAGCUAAAACCAAAUCUCCGAUAAAGUAAUGGCAAAACCACUUGGACUAUAAAACAUUACAAAUCAUAUUCCUCGGAGCAAAUUUGUCCAUCCAAUGAGUUCCUAUUUUGUCAACUCAACUUUUCCUGUUUCUCUGCCGGGAGGACAGGAGUCUCUCCUCGCUCAGAUACCUUUAUAUUCCUCCGGAUAUACUGACCCUUUAAGACACUUUUCCAACGCUACAUAUGGAGCUGCCAAUAUGCAAGAGAAGGUUUACCCAACCUCAUAUUACCAGCAAACCACUAGUCUCUACGGUCGCCCCAGCACCAGCGCUCCCUGCGACUAUACAGCUGCCACUUUUUACACUGACCGCUCGUGCGCUUUCGCAAAUCGAGAGGAGCAGCCGCUCUUUGUAACUCAGGAUCAGCGCAAGUCAGAGUGCCUCGAGCAGAAUGUAAACAUAACCACUGCUGUGGACGACAAGUCUUCUCUGCUUUAUCCGUGGAUGCAAAGGAUGAAUUCUUGCACCGCCGGGACAUUGGGCAGCAGUGGACGCAGGGGCCGUCAGACCUAUACUCGAUACCAGACUCUUGAGCUCGAGAAAGAGUUCCAUUUCAAUAGGUAUCUCACCAGGCGUCGUCGAAUCGAGAUUUCGCAUGCUCUGUGUCUCACUGAACGUCAGAUAAAGAUUUGGUUCCAGAAUCGCAGAAUGAAGUGGAAAAAGGAGAACAAAGUUAUGAAUCCUUCGAAACCCAGCGACGAAGAGGAGGAAAAGCAGGCAGAUUAAAAGACACUGAGUAAAAAAGCUACACAAGCCAUCCUAUAACUGUCGUAACAUGAAUUGAGAGAUGUUUAAUUAUUGUUGGUUGUUGUUUUUCAUAAAAUAGCUGCAUAGGCCUACACAUUUUUGUGAAAAUAUGUAAAUAGGCCUACUAGAUAAAUAUAUUUGCACGAUGAAAUAACGUCUGUUGGUUAGAAACAGGUUCAAACCAACUGAAGCUGGCUAGCCUAUUCUUAAUUAAUUGAUUUUGUAUUUUUGUUUUGUCAAUAUUGUUGCUUGAAAGUAAAAUAGGGUUUACCACAUCCACAAUGUC
Molecule: messenger RNA, 1126 nt
Organism: Salmo salar (Atlantic salmon)
Lineage: Eukaryota; Metazoa; Chordata; Actinopteri; Salmoniformes; Salmonidae
Gene: hoxb6ba
Product: homeobox protein HoxB6ba
Biological process (GO): regulation of transcription by RNA polymerase II; anterior/posterior pattern specification
Cellular component (GO): nucleus
Molecular function (GO): DNA-binding transcription factor activity, RNA polymerase II-specific; RNA polymerase II cis-regulatory region sequence-specific DNA binding
Source: RefSeq, marked provisional